This is a messenger RNA of Sturnus vulgaris (Common starling), 8353 nucleotides long. Lineage: Eukaryota; Metazoa; Chordata; Aves; Passeriformes; Sturnidae. The record is from RefSeq and is a predicted model, not a curated record.
GGCCACAGUAGAGGAGAACCAGCCAGCAGGCACACCGGUGAUAAAGGUGACAGCACAGGACCCUGAUGAGGGGGAGGCAGGCCGGCUGCACUACGCCAUGGCUGCACUCUUCGACAGCCGCUCUGAUGCCCUCUUCACCGUGGACCCUGUCACUGGUGCCAUCAGCACUGCUGCACCGCUGGACCGUGAGAGCAAGAGCACUCACGUGUUCCGCGUGACAGCAGUGGACCACGGGAUUCCCCGGCGCACUGCCAUGGCCACACUGACAGUGACAGUGAGCGACACCAACGACCACAACCCAGCCUUCGAGCAACCAGAAUACCGGGAGAGUGUGCGAGAGAAUCUGGAGGUGGGCUAUGAGGUACUGACGGUACGGGCCACUGAUGGCGACGCCGGUCCCAAUGCCAAUAUUCUCUACCGCCUCCUCAAUGCUGGUGAUGCCAAUGAAGUGUUUGAGAUUGAUUCCCGCUCAGGUGUCAUCCGCACCCGUGGCUCUGUGGACCGGGAAGCGGUGGAGGCCUUUGAGCUGUUGGUGGAGGCCACAGAUCAGGGCCAGGAUCCAGGUCCCCGGAGUGCCACGGCCACUGUCCGCAUCGCUGUGGAGGAUGACAAUGACAAUGCGCCGCAGUUCAGUGAGCGGCGUUAUGUGGCUCAGGUCCCUGAGGACACGGUGCCCAAUGCAGUGGUUCUGCAGGUGACAGCCACUGACCGUGACAAAGGCAGCAAUGCGCUGGUGCACUACAGCAUUGUCAGCGGCAACACUCGUGGGCACUUCUACAUUGAUGCACAGACAGGCACGCUGGAUGUUGUUACCCCCCUGGACUACGAGAUCACCAAGGAGUUCACCCUGCGCAUCCGGGCACAGGAUGGUGGCCGUCCACCUCUCUCCAACAUCAGCGGUUUGGUUACCAUCCAGGUGUUGGAUGUCAAUGACAAUGCACCCAUCUUUGUCAGCACGCCCUUCCAGGCCACCGUACUGGAGAACGUCCCCGUGGGCUACUCUGUCAUCCAUGUACAAGCCAUUGAUGCUGAUUCAGGUGACAACAGCCGGUUAGUUUACACCCUGCUGGAAACUGGCACCAGCUUCCCCUUUGCCAUCAACAACAGCACCGGAUGGAUCGUGGUGGCCUCUGAGCUGGACCGGGAGGUGGUCGAUUUCUACGGUUUUGGGGUGGAGGCGCAGGACCAGGGCACCCCCCCAAUGGCCUCCACAGCCAGCGUCAGUGUCACCAUCCUGGAUGUCAAUGACAACAGCCCUGAGUUCACCCAGCGGGAGUAUGGUGCCCGCCUGAACGAGGACGCGGCAGUGGGCACCAGUGUCCUGACUGUCUCUGCUGUCGACCGUGAUGCUAACAGUGUCAUCACAUACCAGAUCUCCAGUGGCAACACCCGCAACCGGUUCUCCAUCACCAGCCAGAGUGGUGGUGGGCUCAUCUCUCUUGCCCUGCCCCUGGACUACAAGCUGGAGCGGCAGUAUCUGCUCACCAUUGCUGCCUCUGAUGGCACCCGCCAGGACACUGCCCAGGUGGUUGUCAAUGUCACCGAUGCAAACACCCACCGCCCCGUCUUCCAGAGCUCCCACUACACCGUCAACAUCAAUGAGGACCGGCCAGUGGGCACAACAGUGGUAGUCAUCAGUGCCACAGACGAGGACACAGGGGAGAACGCCCGCAUCACCUACCUGAUGGAGGACAGCAUCCCCCAGUUCAGCAUUGCCACUGAGACUGGUGCGGUCACCACCCAGAUGGAGCUGGACUAUGAGGACCAGGUGUCUUACACCUUGGCCAUCACGGCACGGGACAAUGGUAUCCCGCAGAAAUCUGACACAACUUACCUGGAGAUCCUGGUGAGUGAUGUCAAUGACAAUGCACCCCAGUUCCUCCGUCAUUCCUACCAGGGAUCCAUCUAUGAGGAUGUCCCCACCUUCACCAGCGUCCUCCAGGUCUCUGCAACUGACCGUGACUCUGGGCUCAAUGGCAGGGUCUUCUACACCUUCCAAGGGGGUGAUGAUGGUGAUGGGGACUUCAUCAUUGAGUCUACCUCGGGCAUUGUCCGCACCUUGCGCCGUCUAGACCGGGAGAAUGUGCCACUCUAUUCCUUGCGGGCAUUUGCCGUGGAUAAGGGGGUCCCAGCACAGAGAACGCCAGUGGAGAUCCAGGUGACAGUGUUGGAUGUCAAUGACAACCCACCCGUGUUCGAGCAGGAUGAGUUUGACAUCUUUGUGGAGGAGAACAGCCCCAUUGGGCUGGUGGUGGCCCGGAUCACCGCCACUGACCCUGACGAGGGCACCAAUGCCCAGAUCAUGUACCAGAUCGUGGAGGGCAACAUCCCCGAGGUCUUCCAGCUGGAUAUCUUCUCCGGAGAGCUCACUGCCCUUGCUGACCUGGACUAUGAGACCAAGGCUGAAUACAUCAUGGUGGUCCAGGCAACCUCGGCACCACUGGUCAGUCGGGCCACCAUCCAUGUGCGCCUGCGUGACACCAAUGACAACAGUCCCCAGCUCAAGAACUUUGAGAUCCUCUUCAACAACUACAUCACCAACCGCUCCGGCAGCUUCCCUGGGGGCGUCAUUGGCCGCAUCCCUGCCCAUGACCCUGAUGUCUCUGACCACCUCACUUAUGCGUUUGAGCAGGGCAAUGAGCUCAACCUUGUGCUGCUGGACCCCCACAGUGGGGAUCUGCGCCUCAGCCCGGCCCUGGAUAACAACCGCCCACUUGAGGCUGUCAUGAGAGUGUCUGUCUCUGAUGGCGUUCACAGCGCAACAGCGCAGUGCACGCUGCGGGUGACCGUGAUCACUGAUGAGAUGCUCAGCAACAGCAUCACCCUGCGUUUGGCCGACAUGUCCCAGGAGCGCUUCUUGUCCCCCCUGCUCAGUCGUUUCCUGGAGGGUGUGGCCUCUGUCCUAGCCACCCCCCGCCACCGCGUCGUCCUCUUCAACAUCCAGACGGACACAGACGUGGGUCCGGCGCGAAUCCUCAAUGUCAGCCUCUCUGCCCUGCUGCCGGCGGCAGUGCCGGGCGCGUCGCGGUUCUUCUCGUCGGAAGAGCUGCAGGAGCGCUUGUACCUCAACCGCUCGCUCCUGGCGGCCACCACGGCCCAGCGCGUCCUGCCCUUCGAUGACAACGUGUGUCUGCGCGAGCCCUGCGAGAACUACAUGCGCUGCGUCUCCGUCCUGCAGUUCGACAGCUCCGCGCCCUUCCUCGCCUCCGACACUAUCCUUUUUCGCCCUAUCCACCCCGUCACGGGCCUGCGCUGCCGCUGCCCGCCUGGCUUCACCGGCGACUACUGCGAGACCGAGAUCGACCUCUGCUACUCCAGCCCCUGCGGCAGCAACGGGCGGUGCCGGAGCCGUGAGGGCGGAUACACCUGCGAGUGCCAUGAAGACUUCACUGGGGAGCACUGUGAGCUGAGUGCCCGGGGGGGCCGCUGCACCCCGGGGGUCUGCCGGAAUGGGGGCACCUGUCUGAACCUGCUGGUGGGGGGAUUCUGGUGCCAGUGUCCCCCUGGGCACUAUGAGAAGCCCUUCUGCACCAUGAGCACCCGCAGCUUCCCCCCGCACUCCUUCCUCACCUUUCGUGGCCUCCGCCAGCGCUUCCACUUCACCCUUGGCCUCACGUUUGCCACACAGGAGCGGGAUGGGCUCCUGCUUUAUAACGGACGUUUCAACGAGCGACAUGACUUUGUGGCACUGGAGAUUGUGGAUGAGCAGCUGCAGCUCACCUUCUCAGCAGGUGAGACCACCACCACGGUGUCACCCUUUGUGCCAGGAGGGGUCAGCGAUGGGCAGUGGCACCGAGUGCAGCUGCACUACUACAACAAGCCGGUUGUGGGGCGCUCGGGAGUCCCACAGGGCCCCUCAGAGCAGAAGGUGGCUGUGGUGACUGUGGACGACUGUGACACGGCCAUGGCCCUGCGCUUCGGGCCCCGCCUCGGCAACUACUCCUGCGCUGCCCAGGGCACCCAGACUGGCAGCAAGAAGUCAUUGGACCUGACGGGGCCACUGCUGCUGGGGGGGGUCCCAACGCUGCCCGAGAGUUUCCCGAUCCGCAGCCGACACUUCGUGGGGUGCAUGCGGCACCUCCACAUUGACCAGCGUCCCGUGGACAUGGCAGCCUUCAUUGCUAACAAUGGCACCCUUCCCGGUUGUCCCCCCAAGAAGACCCUGUGCGACACCAAUACAUGCUACAACGGUGGAACCUGCGUGCAUGAGUGGGGGGGAUUCAGCUGCCGCUGCCCGCUGGGCUUUGGGGGCAAAACCUGCCAGGAGGAGAUGGCGGGCCCGCAGCGGUUCGUCGGCAGCAGCCGCGUGGCGUGGAACGGGCUGGCGCUGCCCCUCUCCAUGCCCUGGCCAGUCCGCAUCAUGUUCCGCACCCGCCACCCCCGCGGGGUUCUGCUGCGGGCGGGGGCCGGAGCUCGUCUGACCCUCAUCCUGCAGCUGAGCGAGGGGCAGGUGGAGGCUGCUGCCUGGCAAGGGGGCUCCCGUUUGGCCACCCUGCAUCUGCCCCAGGCCAAAGUCAAUGAUGGUGCCUGGCACCACGUGGAGCUGGAGCUGCGGGGGGGCCCUGGACGCAGCCCUUCUGCCACCCUCCUCCUCCUCACCCUCGACUAUGGCCGCCACCAGGCAGUGGGCGAUGUUUCUGGAGAGCUGCAGGGCCUGCGGCUGCACACGCUGAGCCUCGGAGGGCUGCUGGGGGACAGUGGCACCGUGGAGGAGGGGUUCCAGGGGUGCCUGCAGGGCCUGCGUGUUGGUGACCCUGUGGUGACUGCGGGCGCCCUGAACCUGGCACAGGCAGUGCAGGUGAACGUGGAGGGGGGCUGUGCCCUGCCUGAUCCCUGUGACUCGGGGCCCUGCCCCCCCCACAGCUACUGCAGCGAUGAUUGGGACAGUUUCUCAUGUCGCUGCCACCCCGGGUACUUCGGUGACAGCUGUGUCAGUGCCUGUGCCCUGGACCCCUGUGAGCCUCCAGGCACCUGUACCCGCCGCCCAGGCACGGCCCCUGGCUAUGCCUGUCACUGUCCCCCAGGCACCUUCGGGGCCCUCUGCCAGCACCGGUUGGUGCAGCCAUGCCCGCGGGGGUGGUGGGGACACCCUACGUGCGGCCCCUGCAGCUGCGAUGUCACCCACGGCUUCGACCCAGACUGCAACAAGACCACGGGGGAGUGUCGCUGCAAGGACAACCACUACCGCCCACCAGGAGGGGACACGUGCCACCCCUGUGAGUGUUACCCCACUGGGUCACUGUCGCGCCGCUGUGAUGCCAACACUGGACAGUGUCCCUGCAAAGCUGGUGUCAUCGGCCGCCACUGUGACCGCUGUGACAACCCCUUUGCCGAGGUGACAGCCAGUGGCUGUGAAGUGAACUAUGACAGCUGUCCCCGGGCCAUUGAGGCCAGCAUCUGGUGGCCCCGCACUCGGUUUGGGCUGCCAGCUGCAGCCCCCUGCCCCAAGGGCUCUGUUGGCACGGCACUGCGCCACUGUGACGAGCACAAGGGCUGGCUGCCCCCCAACCUCUUCAACUGCAGCGCUCUGGCCUUUGCUGCCCUUCGCCCCUGGGCAGAGCAGCUGGUGGGCAAUGAGUCCCGAUGGGAUGCGGGGCAGUCCCGGCGCGUGGCGCUGGCACUGCGUGAAGCAAUGCGUGAGGCCCGCGGGUACUUUGGCAGUGAUGUGCAUCUGGCAUAUCAGCUGGCAGGGGCCCUGCUGCGCCAUGAGAGCCGCCAGCGUGGCUUCCGCCUUGCUGCCACCCAGGACGUGCACUUCACCGAGAACCUGCUACGGGUCGGCAGUGCACUGCUGGACAUGGGGAACAAGCGGCACUGGGAGCUGAUCCAGCAGACGGAGGGUGGCACGGCCCAGCUGCUGCAGCACUUCGAGGAAUACGCACGAGCCCUGGCACGGAAUAUGCCCCAGACUUACCUCAGCCCCUUCACUAUUGUCACCCCUAACAUCGUGGUGUCGGUGGUGCGGCUGGACAAGAGCAGCUUUGCGGGUGCCCGCCUGCCACGGUAUGAGGUGCUGCGGGGGGAGAAACUCCCGGACCUGGAGACGACCGUCAUCCUGCCUGACAGCAUCUUCUGGCCCCCUGAGGACAGGCGCUCCUCAACUGGGCAUGGGCAGGCACCACAGGGCACAGGGAUGACUGUGGUGACCCGGCACAAGCGCCACCCAUCCCUGGGUGAGGGCCAGGCCAUCGCCAGCGUCAUCAUCUACCGCACCCUGGCCGGUCUCCUGCCCCAGCACUUCGACACCGACAAGCGCAGCCUCCGCGUGCCCAAGCGCCCCAUCAUCAACACACCAGUGGUGAGCAUCAGUGUGCACAUGGGAGGCACGGAUGGCGUGGGGGGCGCGGGGACCCCCCAGGCGCUGGCCAAGCCUGUCACCCUCCAGUUCCGGCUGUUGGAGACCCAGGAGCGCUCCAAGCCCAUCUGCGUCUUCUGGAACCACUCUUUAUGGGCGGGCAGUGUAGGCGGCUGGUCGGCACGAGGCUGCGAAGUCGCCUUCCGCAACCAGAGCCACGUCAGCUGCCAGUGCCACCAUCUGACCAGCUUUGCCGUCCUCAUGGACAUCUCCCGCCGGGAGAACGGGGAGGUGUUGCCGCUGGCAGCACUCACUUACGGCUCACUGGGAGUGGGGCUGGCGGGGCUGGCGCUGGUGGUCCUGGCCCUGGGGACCCUGAGGCGGCUGCGCUCCAACCGCCACAGCAUCCGCCGGCAUGGUACAGCUGCACUGCUCCUCGCACAGCUUGUCUUCCUGCUUGGCAUCAACCAGGCCGAUGUCCCGCUGGCGUGCACCGUGGUGGCCAUCCUGCUGCAGUUCCUGUACCUGAGUGCGGUGGGCUGGGCGCUGCUGGAGGCGCUGCACCUGUACCGGCGCCGCAGUGAACCCCGUCACGUCGACCGUGGUCCCAUGCGCUUCUACCAUGUACUGGGCUGGGGACUGCCUGCAUUCAUCACUGGGCUGGCGGUGGGGCUGGACCCCGAGGGCUACGGGAACCCUGACUUCUGCUGGCUGGCCCUGCACGACAGCCUGGUUUGGAGCCUGGCUGGGCCCUGCGCUGCCGCUCUCGCUGUUGGCAUCCUCUUCCUGGUGCUAGCGGCUAGGGCCACCUGUGCCACCCCCCAGGGCUUUCAGAAAAAAGGCUCAGCGUCUGGAGUGCGCACAGCUGCAGUCCUGCUGGCCGUGCCCAGCCUGGCCUGGCUUCUGGCCCUGCUCUCAGUCAACAGUGACACGUUACUCUGUCACUACCUGUUUGCCGCCUCCAACUGCCUCCAGGGCCCCCUUAUUUUCCUGUCGUGUGUGGUGCUGAGCAAGGAGGUGCGGAGGAGCCUCUGCCUGAGCUGUUCCCGCUGCCACCACCCACCGCUGGCUACCAAGGCCACCCUGACCCCCGCCUAUGGCAGGGACAGCACAUACGUGGCAGGGCGGCUGUAUCCCCCCUCAGGUGGUGGGUCCUCGGGGUCCCUGCAUAGCACUGCACGCUCGGGCAAGAGCCACCACAGCUACAUCCCCUUCGUGCGGCGGGAGGACUCAGGGCUGGCAGGCAGCCCGGGGCUGGUGCCACUGCCUGAGUCUGGGGGGCUCUUCCUUGAUGCCCAGGACCAGCCCGAGGGUAUGGCCUCACCCAUAGGGCAAGUGCACCCAGCCUCGGUCCAGGAGGCAGGAGGUGUCUCAGGGUAUCCUGUGACCUAUGACCCCCCAGAGCACGACACGGACUCGGACAGUGACCUGUCCCUGGACGACCCGAGUGGCUCCUAUGGCUCCACACAUUCCUCUGACAGCGAGGAUGAGGCCCCCCGUGGCUGGGACCCCCUGCCUGGGGCUCCCUCGGGUCCCCCCAGCCCUGGUGACCCCCUGGUGCCCCCGGCGUGCCCAUACUGGCCAGGGGAGUUUGUGACGAGAGCGAGUGAGAGCGAGGGACCAGGAGGUAGUGAGGGGCUGCAAGUGCAGCCAGCAGGGGGCCAGGGACACCUCUGGGGUGACCACCCGCAGCACAACGGCGAGGCACUCCCCAGGGACCUCCUGCUGCUGCCCCUGCCCCACCCCCACAAAGGUACGGGCUGCCAUGGCAAGGGUGGGCACUCCAAUCUGACCUCCCCACCCAUGGGUGAUGCUGCCCCCGCAGGGAUCCUGAAGAAGAAGUGCCUGCCCCCCAUCAGUGAGCGCAGCAGUACCCAGCGCCCUGGGCCGCCCCCACCGCCUCCCGCUUGCACGGCUGCCUCCUCUGGCAGCGACGGGGGGGCCCCCCCGGUCUCCCGGCCUCGGCAGAGCCUCCAGGAGCAGCUCAGUGGCCUUACCCCCAUUGCCAUGAGCAUUCACACAGGCACCGCUGAUGAGGACUCCUCUGGCUCUGAGUGA